Molecule: messenger RNA, 2814 nt
Organism: Tetrahymena thermophila SB210
Lineage: Eukaryota; Ciliophora; Oligohymenophorea; Hymenostomatida; Tetrahymenidae
Product: transmembrane protein, putative
Exons: 9
Biological process (GO): reciprocal meiotic recombination
Cellular component (GO): nucleus
Molecular function (GO): double-stranded DNA binding
Source: RefSeq, a predicted model, not a curated record
AUGACUAAUUUUGUUACAAAAUCUUUUGCAAAAUUUGACAUAUUUGGUUCUGAAGUAGGUCUAAACUAUCAAAAGGACAGCAUUUUUAAAACGACCUUUGGUGGGUUCAUGAGUUUAAGUUUUUUUGCGUUUUUAGGGAUCUUCUUUUGGAGUAGUAUUUUCUCAUUUCUAAACAGAGAAAAUGUUAUUGCUACUACUAACAAAUAGUUCUAUACAGAUCCACCUGUUGUUACUCUCAACGCUAAAAAUUUUAUGUUUGCUGUUUAAAUAGGCCAAAAGAAUUUCUUGGAAAAUCCUUAUCUUAAUAUUUCUUUUGAAACUAGAAAUUACAUCACAUUAAAAAAUGGAACUAAAAUUAGAAAUUUAUACCCAACUUAACUAGAACCUUGUACUCCAGAACAUUGGUCUCAGCUACCUCAAUAUGAAGUUAAUUGGACAGAAUAAUUCUAUAGAUUUAACUUCUAAUAAUUUCUUUGCCCUACAAAAGACUAUCAAUUUUAGUUGGGAGGAUCAUAUAAUUCAGAAAAUUUCUACCAUUGGAAAUUUUCCAUCGUUAAGUGUUCUAACAAUACUCUACCAACUGCUCUUUGGAAACCGGUUUGUAAGAGUGAUGAAGAAGUAGAAUAAUAUUUUAAUAAAACUCAAAACAUUAGGUUUAACAUUUACACAAGUAAUUAUGUUAUAAAUGCUCUGGAAAGUAAAAAUUAUGUGAAUAAUUUUAUAGAGGAUUCUAUGUUCUUCUAAAUACAAAAAAAAAAUUCAUAUAUCACAUCUGAUAUUUACUUAAGUGAAAAUAUUAUAUAAACUGAUUAAAGCCUUCUUCCUUUUCCUAGUAUUACCAAUCAAACAAUCAUAACUUUUGAAUCUGGGAACUAUAGACCAUAAUAUAUUUUUGGAUAAAUAGGAGAUGUAUACGCAGAUUUCUUUAUCAGAAAAGAUGCUUUUGUAUAUAGUAAAAACAGAGCAUUUUAAAAGAUUAGUUAAAUUAUUUCUUACAUUGGAGGUUUUGCUUAAAUUUUUAUUUUAGUAACUUCUAUUUUAGUAAAUUAUUACAAUGAAUAUGUCUAUGCGAUUUCUCUAGCUAAUAAGAUUUACGACUUUUAAUUUUCGAAGAAAAAAAUAAAUAAAAGUAAAUAAACUUAAAAAAUAAUAUCAUAAAAUGUAAACGAUACAAAAAGAGAUGAUGAUGGAUCAGGUAAAUAGUGUAAAGUCGAUGGAUAAUUUUAAAUUAACUUUUAAGAUAUCAAAACUGAAAACAAGCAACCUUCUUUAACAGAAUAGUUGGAUUUAGAAAAUUAAGAGACGAUAAGGGGGUGCUAGGAGUAGUUUGUAGAUAUUUAUUUUAAAAAAGAAAAAUCUUAAAAAGUCACACUACGAGAAGAUGAUGGAUUAUUACCUCUAGAUUAACUAAAAGAAAUUAUAUUCUUAAGAAAAUAGUAGAUGGAAAAGUAGUAGCAAAAUUAAUUGUUUUAAAAAUAAUCUACUUUAAAUCAGAAAAAUUAACUAAUUAAAACUGAAGAAUAGAUUGAGCUAGAGGAAGAAGAAGAAGAUGAAGUAGAAAAUUUUAAUUAGGUUUAGAGUAAUCUUAACCGUAAAAAAUAGAAUUCGAAUUAAUAACAAAUCUAAAAGAUGAAGGAAACUUCAGACAAUAUAUAAAAUAUGCUUGGAUAUGAUCAGCAAGGUUCUGCACAUAAAAUUGAAUAGAAAAUUAUUAUGAAUGAAAGCAUUUAUCCUGAUAAUCCUUUAGAUAAUUAGGCCAAAACUUCAUAAGAUAAUAAUGACUUAAAAAAAGAUAUUAAAGUAAUUGAGACUGAAAAUAUAAACGAAGGUAUUUAAGAAAAGGAAUAGGAAUUUAAAGAAAUAUAUUAAAGGUAACAAUCAAAUUUAAUGGCAAGAUAAGUUGAAAGUAUUUAAAAUUUGAACCAGAAUGAUGCUGCAACAUCUGAAAAUGCACAAAUGAUUUCAAAUUAAACUUUUAAUAAGAUAAAUACACCUUCCAAUAAUUUAGCAAAAGAAACACCAAAAUCGAAAUAUCAUUCUUAAAAUAACCUUCUUUUACAUGGCCUUGGGUAUAAAAACUAAAAGUAAUUCCUUUCAAGGGAAUUCGAAUUUUUGCUAAAAAAGCAAGUAACUCUCUCAAUGACUUUUAAAUACUUUUUGUAUAAACUGACUUGCCAUAAGUUUUUUAAGACAGAACAAGUUUUACUUUUAGAUAAAGCUAAUAAACAAAUGAAACAAGACCUAGAUAUUUUGAAUAUAAUGAAUAGGUUGAAGGAAAUUGAGAAAUUUAAAAAGUUAUUUUUAGACAAAAACCAAGAAAUUCUUUUUAAUUUCUUCCCAAAACCAGUAAUUUCUGUUGAAAAUGACGAACAUAAUCUCACAAGAGCAGAAAUAGAAGAAUAAGUUAAAAAAAAUAUCAAAAGAGACUCAUAAUCAAAUAUUAACCUUAUGAAAUCCCUUAAAAUAAAUGAAAAAUAAUAAAAAAAGCUUAAAAUUAACAUAAAAUUAGCAUCUGUGAUAUAAAAAGCAGCUAUGAAAUUUAAAAAACCAUUGAUUUCGAAAGUAAAUUAGUAAAAUUCAAUAAGCACAUACAAUAUCCUUUACGAUGCAUAUGAGAAACUUAUUGUUGAAGGAUAAAAUAGUCAGUUUAACAAAAAAUUGAUAAAUUUACUUGGAGAUGAAUUAUCAAAUAUAUUUGAAAUAUCCACUUUGUUAGCUAAUAAAGCCAAAAUUAUUUAGAAGUAAAAUUUAUCUCAAAUCAUGUUACAAGAUAAAGAAAAGUAGUUAGAAUUUGUUGAUUUAGAAAGUAAAUGA